Contarinia nasturtii (swede midge) is the source of this 1718-nucleotide messenger RNA. RefSeq lists its product as uncharacterized. The record is from RefSeq and is a predicted model, not a curated record. The transcript has 6 exons. NCBI's taxonomy places the organism in Eukaryota, Metazoa, Arthropoda, Insecta, Diptera, Cecidomyiidae. The coding region runs from base 502 to 1701 and encodes 399 amino acids.
CACGAGUGAACGAGUUCAAGUUUUUCAGGCAUUUCAGAAGAUAAAUGUUAUAUUUUUUUUCGUUGAAGAUAUAAUUAUAUAAAUAGAAAAAAAAAACUAACAACGUUAUAUGUUAGUGUAGAACAAAUAAUUGGAUUUCGUUGAAUUUUGAGCUGAAAAAAGAGAGCCCUGUGUUGGGCUGUCGUUGAGCUGUCUACAUUUUCUCUCUAUCGCUCUAUAUAUCGUCUUCUCUCUUUCGCACACAGUUUGAGUUCAUUUUGUGAAUCAAAGACCGUAAAAAACGACGCUAUAUUUCACACAGUGCAAGUUUUAUUAGCCAAUUUUAGUAGUGAAGUUAUAUUCUAUCUCGCUACUAACAUAAGAGUAUAGAUAAAAAGUGAUACAGUGCCACAUACACAUUUAGAUAAAUUAGGUUGGACAACAUCGCCGGAACAAAAAAAAAAACACACACACCAUAUACACGCCCGUACCGAAAGCAAGAGACUAAGAAAAAAGAGAGCCAUGCAGAAAAUUCGAGUUAAACUGUUUUGCAAAUUUAUUAUCAUUUUGUGUUGGUUUGUGUGCGGCAUGUGCGGAGCAAACGUUUCACUGAAUUCGUUUAACCAAUCCACCGAGGUUAAUCAAACACGCCACGCUAAAUGGUUUCCAUUUUAUACAAUUGGACGAUUCUUGAAUACACCGUGCGAAGGCAAAAAUAAACUACUUGGAACGUGUGUGCUGAACGGUGAAUGUCAAAGUGCUGGCGGUAUCGUAACGGGUACAUGUAAAUCAAAUACACGGCAAGCUAUAUGCUGCAUAUAUCAACAAACUUGCGCAUCGACAACAUCCGAAAAUAACACGUAUUUUGUGAAUCCAAACUAUCCGGAUCUAUGGAAUGGCGUCAGCCAAACGUGCUCAUUGAAUGUCCAACCGGCCGAGAAUGUGUGUCAACUUCGAAUUGAUUUGCUCGAUUUUUCGUUAGCACCGCCAAGCGGUGAUGGAACAUGUAAUACUGAUGUAAUUUCAAUCACCGGUUCAGCUACAAAUGUCCCAACGUUGUGCGGCGAUAAUGCCGGCCAACAUUUGUAUGUUGAUUUUGAUGGCACAAAUCCAAUAACCAUUGCAAUUAAAACAACGUCUAGUUACACAUUCGGUCGACACUGGAACAUUCGAGUGGCGCAAAUAACUUGCGAUUCAGAAUAUAAAGCACCGUCGGGUUGUUUGCAAUAUCACCGAAAUCCAAGCGGAAUCAUUCGAAGUUUUAACUAUGGCUCAUCACCAAAUUCAAUACCAAAUGCAGUGGGUGUAGAGGGUUCACGACAAAUUGCAAACUUAAAUUAUGGCAUUUGCAUAGCGGCCAGUGCUGGUUCAUGUUCAAUCACCUAUUCGCCACUUUCGUCCGAUCCAUAUUCGUUUACAUUAAGCGGUGAUGUUGGCGGUGUUGAUGUUACAAUGCUUGGAAGUGCCACAUUACAAGAACAAACAUGUACUACAGAUUAUCUGAUUAUACCCGAUCCAAGUCAAACUGGUGUGCGCUUAUCUUCGGGCGGUGAUCGAUUUUGCGGGCUUGGUCUAACGGCAACGACUUCAAAUGUUCUUCCGUAUGUAUUGUAUGUGAUUACCGAUUCAAAUGAAGCGCUCGAUAUUGGAAAUCGUGGAUUUGCAUUGAACUAUGCACAAAACGUAUGCCCAGUUAUCUCAACGGCUACAUCGACGAUAUGAAUUUUUUUUUUGUAUGA